This is a messenger RNA of Clunio marinus, 324 nucleotides long. The record is from the annotation of a GenBank genome assembly. NCBI's taxonomy places the organism in Eukaryota, Metazoa, Arthropoda, Insecta, Diptera, Chironomidae.
AUGAAAUUACUGAGGGUUUCCAACUCAGAUUCCCAUCAACAGAAAACGGACAAAUCAACUUUAAUUAAAUUAAUUAAAAAAUUAAUGGCAAAAUGGAGACGAAAGAUGAGUGAAAAUGUCCUUUAUUUCGGGAUGAUUUUUAUUCCGCCCUCUCUUUGUAAAUCUAAGGCGACAAUCACUCGAGCACCUCAUUUGAAAAGAUUAUUUGCUGCAUAUUCAUUAAAUGUCAUAAUAAAUCAAGACACAAUCAAGGAACGAAAAGUUGCGGAAAAUUCAAUUUGUUACACGAAAAUGCUCAACAGCGCGUUCUCGUUCCCGCAUUAA